CCCGGGACUCUGGACUCCAGCGACGUGUCGACCCCACCCCCGUGUGGGCCUGGCAGAGUGCUCAACUCGGGGCUGGAGAAUCCGGAGGAUCCUGAGUGAGAACGAGGAGAAAGUCGCCCUGCGCGCCGGGAGAGCGCAGGACCCGCCUCGGCUAGCAGCCGGCAGACCGGGGAGGCGGCGAUUUGUGUGCAGCUCGGGGCCGGGACCGCCCGCGGCGGGUCAGCGGGAGGCAGGAGGGAGGCGCCGCAGCCGGGACUCGACGUCGCCGCCCGCGCCGCCCGCGAUGGGAAGUGCCUUAUAAAGCCGCAGCCCGUGCAGUCCCACAGACUCCUGGCGGCGCCGCCCUGAGCGUGCGGGCCGCACGUAGCCGCCCCAGAGUGCGCGCAGAGCUGCGGCAUAUCCGCGGGGCACCAACUUCUCCCCCACGGGGACUCUUAACCGCCGUUGCGGGGAUCGAGCGCGUCCCACGGAGAACCCCUGAUCGCUCCUGCCAGGACCCACUCUGCCCAGGCGGACCCCAGGCGGGGGCCGAGGGCGCCCCCGGCGGCAGGGGCAUGCGCCGCCCGCGGCAUGGCCUCGGCGGUGUUUGAGGGCACGUCGCUCGUGAACAUGUUCGUGCGCGGUUGCUGGGUGAACGGGAUCCGCAGGCUCAUCGUCAGCCGGCGCGGCGACGAGGAGGAGUUCUUCGAGAUCCGCACUGAGUGGUCGGACCGCAGCGUGCUCUACCUACACCGCAGCUUCGCCGACCUGGGCCGCCUGUGCAAGCGCCUCCGCGAUGCCUUCCCUGAGGACCGGUCUGAGCUGGCGCGCGCGCCGCUGCGGCAAGGACUGCUCGCCAUCAAGGGUGCACAUGACAUAGAGACCAGGCUCAAUGAGGUCGAGAAGCUGCUGGAGACGGUCAUCAGCAUGCCGUGUAAGUAUUCCAGGUCUGAGGUUGUACUCACCUUCUUUGAAAGAUCGCCUCUGGAUCAGGUGUUAAAAAAUGAUAAUGUCCAUAAGAUCCAACCCAGCUUUCAAAGUCCUGUUAAAAUAUCAGAGGCUAAAGAAGGCACUGGAGCUCUCAGAACUGGAGUGGUAGACGGUUGUGAGCCACCAGAAAUCAUGAGGUCCAAUGGAUUUUGUUUGGCAAACACAGAGACAAUAGUCAUUGAUCACAGCAUACCCAACGGGAAGGACCAGCUCCUGGAUGCAGAUUCCACAGAGCAUUUGUUUGAGAAUGGUGGUGAGUUCACCUCAGAGCUGGAAGAUGGUGAUGACCCAGCGGCUUAUGUCACCAACUUGUCCUAUUACCAUCUGGUUCCAUUUGAGACGGACAUUUUGGACUGAGCCUCUCCACCGGGCCUUCUCUGCCUCCAACCUCGACUGCAUGUCCUCAUGCUGUCUACUGUGCCCCCACCCAGGGCCAAAGCUACUGCUCAGCCUGGGCCUCCUAGGGUCCUGAGGUUCAGCAGGCCUGGGUGUCUAGAAAGCGGAGGCACAAGGGUUCUCGAUGACCACAGGCAGCACUGAGGGGCCUUCUACCUGCGCUCAGCCCCGCCAGCCUGCCUCUUCUGGGAUGCCAGGCCAGGCUUCCUCUUGGCUCACUGCCGACUUGGGGAGCAUUCCUCUUGGUCACAUGGCCCUGACUCCCCACUCCUCUUGUGUGUCAAAGGCACAAAGCAUUUCAAGAGGAUUUUUGCUAAGUUACCAAGUUCUGGACCUCGUGGACUUCCCUAAGAAGGAUGUGUGGCUCUUUUUUAUUUUUGUCUUUACAACUGCUCCCUGGAAACUGGGUUUGGGGUGAGCCGGAAGGAGUGUUUACACAACAUCAAGCCUGGAGAAGAUUGCUGGCUUCAGGGAGGGGAAAGCAUUCACGGUCCUGUGCUUAUGAACCUGAUGUAAAGUUUUCUUCCAGAGAAGAGAGCGUCCUCCUCGCUGCCAGCACCUGUCAGCUCUUCUGCCAGGUGGUGAUGCGGUCACCACUGCCUAGGGUGCUCAAAGUCCCUCCCCUGCUGAACUCAAUGGCACAAGUGCCAGGAUGGAUCAGAAAGGAAGGGACGGGAAGGAAGGAAGGGAAGCUUACAGCUUGGACUACAGAAGGUCUGGGUCCUGCGAGCUCAUGUCCUUCCUCACUGUGUCUACUAACGACCAGCACUUGCUAAUGUAAAUAAUAGUAAAUUAUUGAGAAUUCUAAUUCUUUUACACAGUCUGUUUUUAAUCUAUUUUAAUUAAAUAAAAUCUA
Mus pahari (shrew mouse) is the source of this 2221-nucleotide messenger RNA. It is a transcript of the gene Pxdc1, whose product is annotated as PX domain containing 1. The coding region runs from base 571 to 1326 and encodes 251 amino acids. Gene Ontology annotation, molecular function: phosphatidylinositol binding. Lineage: Eukaryota; Metazoa; Chordata; Mammalia; Rodentia; Muridae. The record is from RefSeq and is a predicted model, not a curated record. The transcript is spliced from 6 exons.